Molecule: messenger RNA, 2298 nt
Organism: Melanotaenia boesemani (Boeseman's rainbowfish)
Lineage: Eukaryota; Metazoa; Chordata; Actinopteri; Atheriniformes; Melanotaeniidae
Product: histone-lysine N-methyltransferase SETD1B-like
Exons: 6
Coding region: 75-2189 (704 amino acids)
Source: RefSeq, a predicted model, not a curated record
UGUGUCAGACACACACUUUUAAUCACGUUGUGUGUUUGGUGAUUUUCAUAUUCGAGUCCUCUGCAAGGUGGAGUAUGUCAGCGACUGCGACUAGACCCCCAGCUCAUCCAGGAUCUGAUGGAGGGAACCCAAGCUCUCGUACUAACAGUGGUGGGACAAACUGUGCCCAGCAGGAUCCAGGUCAGGACCCAGGAUCAUCAUCAUCAUCUCAUCCCCAACAUCCGGCUUUUGGCCGGCCUGUCUUCUACAUUCAUGCUCCACCUCCGCCUCCUCCACCUUUCCUCCAGUACCAGUGGCCCAUGCCCUUCUCUUAUAACCCUUUUGCAGGCUUCCCAGCCAUGAGCUACGGUAUGGUUGUACCCCCUCCUCCACUCCCUCCUCCCCCCUUUAUGGAGGCUCCAGCUUACUUUCUACCACACCCUCACAUGCAACCAUUUGACUACAGACGCUUGCUCCACCCACAGGUCCACACUCGGGGUGGGUCACACCAAAACUCUAACCAAACACACAGAAUCCGCACGCCUCAUACAGUCCCGUUCAGGGCAACUGUAAACUCAGAGGUUCAGACAGAACCAGUCCAGAGAGGCGCAAGUGUUUAUGAUGCUGGGUGGCAAGCAGCCGGUUCAGACUCUGGGAGAGGAACUGCUUCCAACUCUCCAGCCUCCACAGGCUCAGUCUCCCAAAAACGGGGUUAUGUUGGGGUUGUGAGCUACAAAUUACCCACCAGUGAUGCAAAAGACAGUCAGGUUGAUGAACCCUGCACCAGCAGCACCGUCAAGCAGGGGUUUGACAAAUAUCCUCCAGCUGUCGAGUCGUGUAUCAGAGCAACUCAGGAAAUACAGAUGGAUAAAGACAUGGUUGAUCAGGAGCCCCCCCUCAUCCCUCUAUGCAGAGACGUCCAUAUGUGGGUGAGUUCUCCAGACAGUGUGGCUCCUGUGUGCAGCUCAUCUCAAAAAGAGGAUGAGGUCUUUAAGGAAAGGCGCAUCUCUGUUCCUGACAUCCUGAUGGGUUGGGGAGGUGAUGUGCCACAAGCCAUCCUGAAGGUCACAGAUGGGGAGCUGCUGGACGAGCAACAGCAAACUGACAAUCCUGAAGCAGAGAAGCAUAAAUCUGUUUACCAGAGUUUGACCAAGAAUGCUUCCGAUGAUGGUCCAAUGCUCUUUAAGAUCCUCAGACUGCCCUGGGCUUUCAUUGGGCCUUUCUCAGACUCCAAAGGAGAUGGUGACCUUACUGAAUCUACCUGCAGAGAUGAACAGUGUUUUUCACCGAACUCAUCUCAGAUGUUCCUAAAUGUGACUGGGGCAGAUCCAUGUGAGGAUACGACGGAGAUUAUUCCCUAUAAAGUACAUUUAGGCAGCAGUCAGGUGAGAAGCCUGAAUGAGUCCGUCUGGUCCGUGGAGUCUCUGGCUCCUUUCAUCCCCACCAGAGACUGGCUGUUACAGAAUGGCGUGUUUGAGCCCAAGAUGAACGAGAUGAUGGAGGAAGAUGAAGAUGUUGGACUGUCAACACAACUUUUAAAAGUAACUGCUUCAGCGUGUCAGGAGAGGAGUUGCAGGUUGCAGCCAGAAAUGAAAAGUAAUGAUCCUGAAACGAGGCCAGAGCAAGACACAAGUCCCUCAGAGAAGGAAUCCUCGUCUUCCCCUGCACCCCUAGAAAUCGAAGCAUCUCCCCGUGCUGAAGAGGAAAAAGGGUCUUCUGAACCAGAGGCUCAUCAGAGCCCAAACCAGGAAUCUAACGAGUUGCAGGAGAAAAGCUCUUUACCUGAGGAAGAGACACUUCUCCUAAACUCUGCAGCAGAGGAGAUGAUCCAGCCAGUUUCCCAAAAUGGGGUGAAUGCUGAGGGGUAUGACAGAGGUCCAGUUACUGUCCAGGAGAAGGCUGAAGUGUCCCAGUCAAGGGGACACUUAGUGGACUGUGGAGUCCAGUGCAAUAAGAUAUGGGAACAUAAAUGUUUCUGUGAGCACUUGAGCUGCAGCGUGGAACUAAACAGAAAGCAGCCUUUUAAAUCAGAUUUGAAGAAUGCAAACAAGUCUGAAGCUUUCAGCAUGAGUGGAAACCAGCAGAAGAGGAGGAAUGGUCAGUGGAGGAACAGAAGUCAAGAACAACACGACGGUCAGCAGGAAAUCCAUAAUGGAUACUUCAAACCUGGUAAAUCAAAAGGUGGAAAUGGAAGAAAACCCCGAUACUGACCUCGUUCUGCUGGACUCUGGUUUUUAAAGAAAGAACUUAAAUGAAAUUAAUGUAAUAUUUUGUAUGUCAUGUAAUGAAUUUUGACAAUAAAGCAGAAGCUAGAUCACA